Lytechinus pictus (painted urchin) is the source of this 897-nucleotide messenger RNA. RefSeq lists its product as uncharacterized. NCBI's taxonomy places the organism in Eukaryota, Metazoa, Echinodermata, Echinoidea, Temnopleuroida, Toxopneustidae. Gene Ontology annotation, biological process: DNA integration. Gene Ontology annotation, molecular function: nucleic acid binding. The transcript is spliced from 2 exons. The coding region runs from base 1 to 897 and encodes 298 amino acids. The record is from RefSeq and is a predicted model, not a curated record.
AUGGAGAGUGUUAAGGAAGGCUGGCCUGAGAUGAAACAGGAUGCAGACAAAGAAAUUAGACAGUACUGGCAGUACAGGGAUAAGAUCACUACAGAAGGUGGCCUACUCUUAAAACUACAGAAGGUGAUCAUUCCUAGCUCAAUGAGAAAACUGAUGCUGGAGAAACUCCACCAGAGCCACCAUGGAGUGGAAAAGACCAAGAGAUUGGCCAGAGAUGUGCUGUUCUGGCCAGGCAUGAACGCUGAUAUAGCAGAGCUGCUUGAAAGAUACUAUUACUCAAACUACUUUGAAAUCAACAAGCUGACAAGUACCUCCAGCAGAGCAGUCAUAGCUAUAUGUAAACAGCAGUUUGCACGGCAUGGUGUCCCAGAUGAAGUGAUUACAGACAAUGGACCCCAAUAUGCCAGUGCAGAAUUCCACCAAUUCUGUGUCGAAUAUGGAGUGACACACAAGACAUCCUCUCCCAGAUAUCCACAGAGUAAUGGGAAAUCAGAAAAAGCUGUGCAGCUAGCUAAAAAUCUCUUAAAGAAGUCAGCAGAUGAUGGUCAAGAUGUUCAUCCUGCUCUUCUGGCAUACAGAAACACGCCAGGAGACGGCCUUCCCUCGCCUGCACAGAUGCUGAUAGGCAGAAGGACGAAGACAACUAUUCCUACAUCAGGGAGACUCUUGCAGCCCAGCCCUGUAAGCCGAGAGGACAUCAUGGACAGAAAGAAAGAGCUGCAAAGACGUCAAAAGCGGUUCUAUGACAAGGGCACAAAAGACCCUUCUGUGCUCGAACCUGGUGAUAUGGUGACAUACCAAGACGGCAAAGUAUGGCGACCAGCUGUUGUCAUAAAAAAAGAUGAAUCACCCCGCUCAUACAUCAUUGAAGGAGAAGGAGGAGUGCAUUAUCGAUGA